Molecule: messenger RNA, 360 nt
Organism: Auanema sp. JU1783
Lineage: Eukaryota; Metazoa; Nematoda; Chromadorea; Rhabditida; Rhabditidae
Source: the annotation of a GenBank genome assembly
AUGUCUGCAGUAACGAAAGAAUUAUUAGGUCGUUUUCUCCAAAAUCCUAAUAACUUUAUACGCCUCCAGGACUCUUGGGAUGGUCUCAGGAAUAGAGAUUUCUGUGAAGCGUGCAAAAAAGAAAAGCGUAAGUGCCUGUUCUAUCUUAACAAUAUGGCAUACGUAGACUUGAAAUUUUGUGUGACAUGUCAGGGCGUCUGCACUGACUCUACGUACUCGCACAGAAGAGAUAUGGACAGGGCUCUGAUGGAUCAUUGGCUCAAAGCUCGUGACAAUAUCGGGGAAGAUGGCAAAGCCAAUGUGGGACAGGCAACAGGUCAAACUCUAUCCUCAAACGACAAAAACGGAAAUAUGACAUAA